AUGACAAUCGGUAGCCUCGGCUCCGUUGGAUCUUCACCCUCUUCAAGUCACUGUUCGAACGCUGAUAAUGAGAAACAAAGUCACGAAUAUGGUACUUUCAAGAAAAAAUACAAACUUGGUCCAGAACUCGGUCGAGGGGGCUUUGGUACGGUCUAUUCGGGUUUUCGUAUCUCGGAUGGCUUGCCAGUUGCUGUGAAAUUUGUUUCGAGGAAUAAUGUUACUGAUUGGAAGAAAGUUUCCAAUCACGCUAAGGAGUUGCCUCUGGAAAUAGUUCUUCUCACUGAGUGCACAGGUAUACCGGGCGUCAUCCAAAUGUUCGAUUGGUUCGAGCGGUCCGAUGGAUUCUUGAUCGUUAUGGAACGACCGUCGCCGUGCCAGGAUUUGUUCGAUUAUAUAUCUGAGCGUGGACCUCUUGAAGAAGACUUAGCAAAGGCUUUCUUUAAACAGGUUCUGGAUACGGCAAUUGCGUGUGCUAACGUUAGCGUGGUGCAUCGUGAUAUUAAAGAUGAAAAUCUUAUAGUGGACUUGAAAUCUGGACGUAUAAAACUUGUUGACUUUGGUUCGGGUGCAUUUUCGAAGAAUCACGGUGAAAUGUAUACAGAUUUUGAAGGGACACGCGUGUAUAGCCCUCCCGAGUGGAUUCUUCAGUCGAAAUAUGACGGUAUGAAAGCAACGGUUUGGUCUUUGGGCAUUCUGUUGUAUGAUAUGGUGUCUGGCGAUAUCCCAUUUCAUCGCGAUGACGAGAUAAUUCGUCGAACUCCAAUUAUUUGGCGAACGAAGCUGAGCCGAGCAUGUGAGCAUUUGAUCCAGCAGUGUUUAAUGUUCGAUGCGAACGAACGUUAUGAUCUCGAAGAGAUAGUGAAUCAUCCUUGGUUGCGUGCUGGUGACAUUCGUUUGUCGUUAACACCAGCCGAAUUGAAUGCCGGUCGACACAAACUCUCCAGUGUACCAGCCAAACUUGAAACGCAUGCGUUUCCACAUCCAGCAUCUCGUCAUCCGCUUGGUGGACAGCGAGCUACUGAUCGUCCAGCAACAAAUGGCGUCACUUGUUCAAUUAUGUCGUCGGCAUGCAGCAUGUUUUCAAGUGGUUCAACUGUUGCUGUCGGUAAGCAGUAUUCAUCACAUGCACAUCAUCCUGGUUGUCGUGCAGCUGUCGGUUGUUCAUUGAGCCCUUGUUCAAUGCCUUUGACGUGUUCGAGUGCGUUCAGUUCCAGCUCAAGUUCAGGUUACGGAACGGCUUCUUCGCCACCAGGGGGCUCGCUCAUGUUGGGAAGUUAUUAA
Messenger RNA from Anisakis simplex (herring worm), 1281 nucleotides. The record is from the annotation of a GenBank genome assembly. Lineage: Eukaryota; Metazoa; Nematoda; Chromadorea; Rhabditida; Anisakidae.